AUGUGUCAAAACGUCCGCCACUAUGUCUGCGGCCACAUGCAGAAGCGCCGCACCACGUGCUACAAGACGGGCCACCGCCGCAGCGCCGGCGGCGGCCUCGCCCAGAUCAUCCUCGACUUCUUCUUCCCUCCCCCCGCCGUCACCUGCGACCGUAUGACGGGCGAGGUGCGCCCCGUAAAGGGUCCCUGUCCCGCCUGCGCACGCCUCCGCAAGCAGGCCCUCGCGUCCGACGGCGGCAAGCCGCUGCCCCAGCUGCCCGCCUCGGCCAAGAUGCGCGAGGCCUAUCUCGCCAAAAUGGCCCUCUACGACCAAGACCCGGUGUCGCCAAAGCUUAAGAAGGAGAGGAGUGGCAAGAGGAGGAAGGAGCGCAGCAGCGUCGACGGCGCGCAAAAGUCGGUCCUCAACAGGUGGGGAAUCGAGUAUCUGCUCAAGUCGCGCAACAGGGGUUCUGUAGACUCGGACCGGUCGUGGGUCAGCCCGGCCGCGCGGAGGAUUGAGAACGGCGAGAUUGAUAUAUGGACCCCGUGUCGGAACGACAAGGACGUAAUAACGUCGUGGAUAUAG
Molecule: messenger RNA, 564 nt
Organism: Hirsutella rhossiliensis
Lineage: Eukaryota; Fungi; Ascomycota; Sordariomycetes; Hypocreales; Ophiocordycipitaceae
Exons: 2
Coding region: 1-564 (187 amino acids)
Source: RefSeq, a predicted model, not a curated record